GGGAGAGGGAGCAAUAGCGCCGCCUGGGGCCCAACCGGGGAGCUGCCGGAAGCGAAAAAGCCGCGCCCCAGCUCGAACUAUAACGCGUCCAAGCAGCGGGCAGCCGUUUCGCCCGGGGAGGGGCACCCACGGGCUGCCCAGGAGCCAUGGCAGACCAGCAGCGCUCGAGCCGCCGGGGCCUGGACUACGAACCGAACGAGACGCCGUCGCGCAUGGCGUCCGUCGACGACUUCCUCGACAGCGUCGACGACGCUUUGUUGUUGGCACCGGUCUCUCAGCAUGCGAGGGGAGCGCAGCCCCACGUCGUCCGAACCUUACGGGACUUUAAUCGCAUGCCGCCACCAGCAAGAGACCGGGAAGUCAAAAGAGAAAUGGAGACGGCGCAGGUGGAACGGGAAGAAAAGCUCCAGGGUAUGAUGAUGCAGGAGCAACUCGAUUUGUUCGGCGAGAUGGCGCGGCGCAUCCAGGGCAUGGCGCGCAUGGUUUCGGGGAAGCGGGAGGCGAACGAGGCGCGGGAGCGGUUUGAGAGGGUCGUCGAGGAGGCGAAGGCGGCAUUGCGUAUACAAAGGGCCAUCCGCGGCGCGCUCGGGAGGCGGUUCGUGCGCAUGUUUCAUGAGCUCGAGACUAGGAAUCUGGUGCUUGGGGCUUCUGCCACACAUAUCCAGCGCAUUGUAAGAGGCAUGUUCGGCCGGGAGAUCGCGAGGAUAAAACGCGAACGCGCCGCGAUCGCGCUGAUGCAGCGGUGGUAUCGGGGCUGUCGGGGACGGCACGUCGCAAGCAUGGAACGGGCGCGCCUCGAACACUUGCGAUUAAGAGCUGAAAGCGCUUGUAAAAUACAAGCUGCUUGGCGCAUGAAGGUCACGAGGGAGGAGUUCCAGUUAUUAAGGGUGCACAUGGUCGCGGCUCUCGAGAUUGAGAGGGUGUACCGAGGCCAUCUGGGACGACGACGAACACAUAGACGACGAGACUGGGAAAAUGCCGAGCCGGGUCCCGAGAGGUUAAAACUGGGACUGCGACUCAUCGAGGAAUCUAAAGUAGCGUUUGAAAGGCAGCAGGAGGAGAUUGACGCCUUGCACCGGUCCCAGGAGAAGGCCGAGAAUCGCGUGUCGCAUAUCCAUGCGGAACUACGAGAAUCAGAGAAGGAACUAGCUGUGUUAGAGCGGGAACUCCAAGAAAUCGACCAGAUCGAGCGGGAUUUGCAUGAACUGACGCAUGAACGAGAAGUGUUGCAGCUCAAAAUCACGGGUGCGGCGGGCAUCGCGUCGACCGGAGAACCGCCGCGCAUGGGCUCGGGCAAGCCUCCUGACGUGUUGGCUCUGUUGCCGGAAGGGCACCCGUCCAUGGAUGACGAUGCUCUGUUGGCACCGUCGCAGGACGUCGACGACGAGCCGGGCACGUCGACUGCUGAGAGACGAUUGCAGGCGGACGCGCAUGCGUUGGAGGUGGCUAUUCACAGAAAGCGAGCCGAGAGGGAAAGGAAGCGCCAGGAGCUCGAAGCGGAGUUCGCCGCCGUGUUCCAGGAGGUGUCGCGCAAGAAACAUGCUCUGGAGCGGCUGGAAGUGUCAAUCGCCGACAUGGAUGCUACACGAGUGAGGAAAGAUAGGGAGUUUUCAAGACUGCAAAGGAACCUCAUGGAGUUACUCCAAGAGCAGAAAUAUGAGCUGGAUACGCUACGAGAAAAAGGUAUUGAGCUAGAAACGGCGACGGCGACGUCAGCCGCCGCGGCCACAGCGACCGCCUUACGGGCAAAGGAGCACGAAAAACGCGCCGCGACCAUGUUCAACCAGACGGAAGAAUUGAUGAAGUUCCAGUUCAUGUCCAUGUCCUUGUCCUAUUUCUCUUCGUUAAAUAUGCUCCAGCAGCUGCGCGAGAUGAACGCUGAUACCACCACUGCCGCAGUGGCCUCAUCAGCGGACGCCGCCGCGGCAGCAGCAGCCGCGGCAACGGCGGCGAACGUCCCUAGCAUAAAACACAUGAAGCUGGGGGCCGAGGACGUGGCCAUGGGCACGCUCAAGAAGAAGCAGGCUGAAUUAGCAGCUGCUCGGUUGGCCGAGCAGGAGGCUAAACGGUCGAAGGCCGAGCCCUUCCCUCCCGAGAUGCGGCUGUGGUCUGUGUCGGACGUUGCCAGAUGGUUGGAUACGUUAUCUUUGGGCCAGUACAAGGACGCGUUCCGAGAAGCUUCGGUCGACGGCGACUUCUUGCUCGAGUUACGCGAGGAGGACUUGGUGCAAGUCUUGGGCAUGGAGCACAAGCUGCACGUGCGGAAGGUCAUCCUGGGACGAGAUAAACUGCGACCGCUGUCCGAGACGGACCACGUCAAAAAGGCCCUCGUCUUGCGGGAGGAGCACGCGGAACGGGAGCGGGACGGCGUGGCCAUGCCUGCCACGGACGUGGUGUUCAGUCAAUGUAGGAACGGCCGCGUGAAGCGCCUCGGCGAGUCGCUGAACCUCGGGUUCCCGGUGGACAAAGAAGACGAAAAGGGCAACACUUUACUCAUGUGCGCCGCGCAAAACUUAAAUCUGAAGAUGUGCGAGAUGCUGAUUAAUCGGAACUGCGACGUGAACCACCGGAACUCGUCGGGCAACACCGCGCUGCACUUCGCCAUGGCGUACGACUCCGAGGGGACAUUGGCCGAAUAUUUGAUUCAGCAAGGGGCUGAUGAUACCAUCGAAAACGCGGUCGGCUGUACGUGCUACGACGGGCUCGGGCAAUAACACUUACUUAUAGUA
Molecule: messenger RNA, 2729 nt
Organism: Pelagomonas calceolata
Lineage: Eukaryota; Pelagophyceae; Pelagomonadales; Pelagomonadaceae
Source: the annotation of a GenBank genome assembly